CUUUUAAUAAAUAAAUAAACCGACCAGCGGUGUUCUCAAGUGAUUAGCGACUUCAGGAGGCGACUUACUGGACCGAUUCCAAUGGGAGACUUAAUACGAAGGAAGGAGAGUCAGUUUGCGGCGAACGCGGCACCUGCACGUUUCUCGUCGUUCGAAAGCGGCGCACAAGCAACAUGCAAUGAAGCGAUUGACAUCAGGGUUAACGAGUCACGCAGUAUCACGAACAAGAUGCUAAAGGCGGUGCGAAACAAUGCCAUCGCUAUGGAAAUUGACCUGCAGUACAAGAACGCCGAAAUAACUCAGCACGAGAGAUGCGUCGAGGAAAGUACCGCCCGUGAGACUCGACUCUUGAUGGACAACUAUAGGCUCGAGAGACAGUGCACAAGUUACGAAGAACAGCUAGAAGUCACCAGGGCUAUCGUCCUGAGGUUGUACGAGAAGACGUCUGUUGCCCGUGAACGUCACGGAGAGCUUCGCAAGAGCCUGGCAACUUGUUACGCAGGGAAAGACAGUCUCUUGGAAGAGAUGCACCUAGCGUUCGAAGACGGAGAUCGGAUUGCAGCCGCAGUUGCGAAGCUAGGGAAAGCAUUCGAGGCCAGCGUCAACAGGCUGAACUCUCAGAGAAUAACGAUGAAGGAACGGCAGGAGGAACUGACAGCGGCAAUGGAGUCCAAGCAGAAAGAGCUCGAAACUAUGACGGGCCUAUGCGAAGACCUAAAACAACAGCUGAGUCUCCCCGACAUUCGCGUCGCAGAACUACAAAGUCAACUUGACUCGAUCACCUCUGAGAAAACCAAUGUUGAGCGGAUUAUGCAGCUGGCUGAAGAAGAGCUGAAGCUUCUACAGAGAGAAAAGGAUGAUGCCGAACGCGAGGUUCGGAAGGCCCAGGAGGAAAAGGAGAUGUUGGCCAACUUUCUGGAAACAGUUGCCGAACACUUCAGCACCCUAUGCGACUUCUCGACGAGACCAGACGCGUCCGUCGUCGAACUUGUCGACGCGGGAAUUCACGAGCUCUCUGAGGAGUGUCUGCAAUCAAAAUCAAGGGCGGAUCAGGCUGAAGACAGUGUUCGUGCACUGGAAGCCAAUAAGGAGGCACUCUCGGCUGAGAAUCAAGCACUGAUGGAAAAACUUCAGAAUCACGAGGUUGUUUUGUUGGAGAGCGAACAGCUGCGCUUGCAGCUUGUCAACGCAGAGAACACCCUCUCUCAAACUAAGAACGAAAUAGAAACGUCAAAGCAGAGUGCCUGCGACGCCCUUCUUCAACUGCAAGCCCUACUGCAAGAUCUGGCUGGAGACACAAGCGUUUCCUCUGCAGACUUUAACGGAGCAUUCCUCGGAAUCGAAGGGGACAUCUUGCGCCGAAAAGAACAAAGCAUGCGUCAUCUGGAGACGGUGCAUCAGCUAAAGGACGUCUUCAAGAGCCUGCACGACGAACGGGAUGAACUCGCAGCCCAGGUUCAUCAGAUGGCGUGCGACAAGGAGACAAAAGAACACGCUCUUGCAGACCUCAAGGCCGAUAUUACCGGUCUCUAUGGAGCGAUAUCAAACUACGAGGAGGAGCUAGCUGAGGCACACGCAGAGGUGGAAUCGAUGAGGGCUGCGGCCGACUUGGAGGAGCACUCGGUUGAAGAGAAGGAGAAGAUGGUACUUUUGCUUCUUGAGAGGGAGGAUACAUUGAAGCAGCUACAACAAAAGCUCCAGGAAACUCAGUCUUCUCUGGAUGAGAUGCGAGAAAACACCACCGCGCUGCAGCAAGAGCUGGAGACUUUGAGGGCGAAGGAACUGAUGGCAAAUGACGAGCGUGAGAAGAUGGCUGACAUGCUCGUUGAGAAAAACGACGCAAUCUCACAUCUUGAGGACAAAAUUAAGGCAAGCGAGGCGGAACUAGCAGAGCUGAAAGUAGAAAAAUUGGCCACAUUGGAAAUUACAAGCGCUCUUAGGGCACAAAACGAGGAGUUGUCAAAGCUUGCCGCCGAAGUCAACGAAAAGUUGAAGCAAGAAAUGGAGCUCCGUGAUGUGCCUAAAAACACAAUCCAGGUGGAGGAGCGUGAAACACAAACCACCGAAGACACCGGCGGAGCAGACAGUAAGGUUCAGCUCGAAGAGGCCUUGAAACAGCUCGAUCAAGUGAACAGUGAGCACAAGAGGUGCAAGUCUGAGUACGAAUGCCUCACACGUGAAUGUGCGGAGCAGCUUGAGAAACUUGAGCAAUCGUACUUGGACAAGAAGAAAGAGCUUGAGAAAGCCAUGAGCGAAAAGAAAGACCAAGUCAAGCUUCACGACGAGGCAGCGAAAGCGAAUAAGGUGAUGAAAGCAGAAAGUGAAGCUCUGAAGAAGAAAUUUGACGCUCUUGAGACACAGAUUAAGAAAAUUCAAGUGGCAGCUGCCAAAAAGGAGUCUGCGGUGGAAGCAGAGAAUGCAAGGCUGAAGGACCGUCUCAAAGAGCUCCAGAAGAAGGUUGAAGAGUUGAACUUUGAUCUGAGGCACACUCGAGACGUAGAGGCGAACAAGCGUUCUCAGAUGGACAAGCUCUACAAGGAGGCCCAGAACGAGAUCAAGCUUCUGAACAAGACGCUGGCAGACGCCGCUAUAGCGAAGAUGGCCCAGACAGCACCAUUCACUCGGUCAAAAGCACCUUCCACCCCGACAACUGGAGUGCUUCGUCUUGAGCCAGCUCCGGAGCCGGUAUCCAAGCCACCUGUGUCCGGUCAUCCAGAUGGCAGCUGGAGCAAUGACUCCCUGGAGGGCAUUGUGAACCAGAUCGUCAACAAGGAGGCCAGUGAUAACCUGACCUCGGACAAAUCUUUCCAUGUGGUCGUUGUGCCGGCAAAGAGCGACACGACGAGCUUGGAUGGCGGAAAGACCAUGGCGUCGGGUAUAAUGCAGGCCAUGAGUGUGACCGUGUCCGCUGUAAGUACUUUUGCGUCAGAUAAAUCGGAGAUAAAUCAACACAACGGGUAG
Molecule: messenger RNA, 2961 nt
Organism: Ixodes scapularis (black-legged tick)
Lineage: Eukaryota; Metazoa; Arthropoda; Arachnida; Ixodida; Ixodidae
Product: myosin-11
Exons: 32
Coding region: 82-2961 (959 amino acids)
Source: RefSeq, a predicted model, not a curated record